Messenger RNA from Paramuricea clavata, 462 nucleotides. Lineage: Eukaryota; Metazoa; Cnidaria; Anthozoa; Malacalcyonacea; Plexauridae. The record is from the annotation of a GenBank genome assembly.
AUGGCCAGUAUUAUAUUUGACUGCAAAGUAAAUGAAUCGAUCGGGAAGAACUGUGUGUUGCGCUGGGUCAAUGUUCUUGGGGACCCCAUUUAUGUCGGCGAGGGUAUGAAGCCCAAUCAUUCUCUUGUCCAGCAAGUGUCCAAUGUGGAAAAUGGUAUCGCUAUUGGGGAUGUCAACACAUUAGCCAUACGAGAUCCACAGACUUUUCACGCCGGGGAGCUUCACCGUCAUGCACAGUUUUGGACAGAGAUUGCAGAGAGAAAUCCUUCCCACGAUCAUCAGGAAGUUUUAAAUUGGAUUAACAAUACGGUUCCCAUUUUUCCCUAUUUUCAGCAUUUUAAGGGAAUUUUUCAACAAGAGUCUUAUGAUUCCGAUUUCCCACCUCCGAAACAGUUUCCAAAUAAUAAGAUAUGUGCACAGUUUCGGGAUUUAUUGGACAGACCAUCGUUGAGCGCCUUGUAA